AUGGUUUCGAAGAGGUUAAGACCCGGUGAAGACGGUGCUCGGAGGCGCCGACCACACACUAAAUCGCGUCGAGGUUGUCGGAACUGCAAGCUCCGUCAUGUUAGAUGCGAUGAAAGCCAGCCUCAAUGCCAAAAAUGCCUGGAAUUCGGGGUUGUUUGCAAUUACAAUACAUCUCAUGGCCAAGAUCUACAGCCAAAAUAUCCGCAGCCAAAAUCACUAGAUAAGCCUGACAAGGCUCAUCCGGAAGGCUUCUUCGGCGAAGUUAUUUUCAAUGUCAAGCCUCGACCUUCACCCGUCUUUCUGCGUCCGGCGACGAUCAUUGGAUCUGGCCAAGGCUCGUUUCAACUGGAUGCAGAAAGUAUCGGCCGCCUAGACCGGUUCUAUCGUCGCACUGUCUACACAUUUGCAGGCAAUCGCAACUAUGAGGUUUAUCAGAAUCGUGUGACUAGCAUUGCCAUCGAGAAUCCGUUCUUGAUGCAUGUCAUCCUGACCUUAACAGCGACACACGAUCGCUUUCUAUCAAUGUCAAAAGAUAACGCGAAGCGUUCUAUUGCCGAGGCAUACCACUGGUCAAAAGGAGCUGGACUGCUCAGCCAGAAGCUUUCGGCUCCAAUUCGGCCUCAAGAUCGUGAUGCUCUUUGGGCUGCCGCCGCCAUCCUUGGACUCUUGAGUAUUGCCAAUAUCGAAGCAUCGACGCCAUGGGAAGCAUGGCCUCUUAAACCUGCUGAAUCGUCCGAUUUAGGUUGGCUGAACAUGUCUCACGGUAAAAAAGCCAUCUGGAAAGCAACGGACCCAAUGCGACCGGAUAGCAUCUUCCAUGCGAUGAAGGAUGACUAUCUUACGCUUAUGACCAAACCAGCACUGUGCGAAAUACACGAUAUGCCCAAGGAGCUCGUGGAUCUUUGCCAGCUGAACAGAAUGGCGGACCCCACUCAGAGUCCAUACUUCCCUGCCGUAUCUCUUUUGACUCGGCUGUGGCAUUUGAAAUGCACACAGCCAACGAUGACAAGGUAUAUGCAAUUCAUGUGCUUCAUGGGCCCCGCAUUCAAGGCCUUGCUACAUGGGAAGGACCCUCGAGCCCUUCUUAUUCUCGCUUAUUGGUACGGCCCGAUGUGCGAGUCUCUUUGGUGGAUGGCGAAGCGGGCCAGAUUAGAAUGCCAAGCCAUCUGCUUAUAUCUGGAGCUUCAUCAUCCCGAUGAAAAGGAUAUUCAGGUCCUGCUGGCACGGCCGAAGGAGCAGUGUGGAUUGCUUACUUAA
Messenger RNA from Penicillium subrubescens, 1257 nucleotides. Its product is annotated as Zn(II)2Cys6 transcription factor domain-containing protein. The coding region runs from base 1 to 1257 and encodes 418 amino acids. Gene Ontology annotation, molecular function: zinc ion binding; DNA-binding transcription activator activity, RNA polymerase II-specific. Gene Ontology annotation, biological process: regulation of transcription by RNA polymerase II. The transcript has 3 exons. NCBI's taxonomy places the organism in Eukaryota, Fungi, Ascomycota, Eurotiomycetes, Eurotiales, Aspergillaceae. The record is from RefSeq and is a predicted model, not a curated record.